Molecule: messenger RNA, 1402 nt
Organism: Copidosoma floridanum
Lineage: Eukaryota; Metazoa; Arthropoda; Insecta; Hymenoptera; Encyrtidae
Product: protein yellow-like
Source: RefSeq, a predicted model, not a curated record
CGUGAAUAAGUUGCUGUUCUUCCUUCCAUCGGACUGACGCUUUCGUACAUACGUACAAUAUAAUACAAGUGUGGCGUGCUAAGGAAAAAUACAAGAAAUGUAUCUCAGAUACGGAGUGUUGUUGAGUGUCUUCUACACUAUAACCUUGGCUAGAGAGUCUCUCAUUGUCCAAUGUGAUUGGGGUGACAAACUCUAUAUUACAGGCAUAAAUUACACCUGGCCCUCCUACAAAGAAUACCAACAAGCAGUGGAAAACAGGUCUUUCGCGCAAGAUUUCAACACGUUGGAAGAAAUGAAGUUUUGGAAGGACAACAUGUAUGUAGCUAUGGAGCCUUGGAGAAGCGGUGGUGUACCUGUAGCGUUGGCCAUGACCCCAGUCUCGAUCUUAAGUAGCACCAAAACACCACGGCUCAAGCCAUACCCUAACUGGGAGAUGCAGAAGGUCGGGGGUGACUGUUCGGGAUUUCAGGCAAUUUUGGGUAUCGAGAUAGACCCAAUGGGCAGACUGUGGGUGCUGGACAGCGGCUAUUUCUCCAACUGUGGUCCCCGUUUGUUGAUCCUUGACCUCGAGGAUGGUGGCAAAGUGCUCAUGAGCUACAGCAUCCCAUCAAAACUAAUCAGUUGCGACGACCCCAGAAGAAUACCAACAUCGAGUGAAAUCGUGCUGGAUCACGAGGACGGUGGCUUCGCUUACAUUAAAUUUGGGCGUUGCUCCGAUAUAAUUGUUUUUUCCCUGAAAAACCGAACCUCGUGGAAAUUCAGUUAUUUCAACAACUUGUUGCAACUGGCAGUAUCACCAGCAGAUAGCGAAGGUAAUCGAAAAUUAUACUGCAUCGCAGGAAUGUACGCGCCCAAAGUAUUUGAGGUGUCCACUCGUGCACUUAAGGAUAAAACCUUGCACUCGAAUAUCAAUCAGGAGGUAAAGGAAUUAGGUUGGGCACCGUCCAAGUCGAACGAGAUCACUAUAUCCAACAAAGGAAUCAUGUUUGUCACUACACAUAAGCCCAUGUCCUUUUACAAAUGGGAAUUAAACAGUGUGUCGUUCAACAGAACCAGGUUCAAGUACAAAAAGGGAGAAAUGUAUUUUGAUUUGUUUAAACCGACCUUCGACGAGAGAGGCAACCUGUGGUUCAAAUCUACAAGAGGCCUUGCUCUUCUAUCCAUAAACCUUAAAAUCGAGAAGAUAUAUAGCUAUCAAUACUACGGGAACGGUAGUAUGCCAAAGUUACCUGUCAUCACCGAUGAUGCGUGGAAUAACCGUACCGCACCGUAAUGGCCUUUCAGCAUCCACUCGUGUGUCAAAAAAAUAGUCAACAUUGGCUAUAAUUUUAAUACAAUGCUACAAUUGCUUAGUAAAGUACUAUUAAUUGAGUUUAAUGUAUUUGUACCUGUAAUAAUAAAA